Messenger RNA from Medioppia subpectinata, 4413 nucleotides. The record is from the annotation of a GenBank genome assembly. Lineage: Eukaryota; Metazoa; Arthropoda; Arachnida; Sarcoptiformes; Oppiidae.
ACUCAAAUACGGAACAAAACGGACGUUAUUUAUGAACACCAAUUGGUCAUCACAUGUGCGCUAAAAAUGACUGCAAAUUACAUUCAAAUUAAAUGUGCGGCCAACAGUACUCUCCAAGACUUCACGUCAUCGGAAAGCGCCGGUGCCUUCACUUACCACGACUCGCAUGCCUUCACCACAAACACUGCCAACAGAUUCAUCUACUGGAAAACCAAUAAUGAUAUCCUGGAGCUCACGGAGCUGUCGAUGGACACGAAUCUGACCGGAAAUCAGCUGAAGUUACACUUCCAGAAGAAUCCGGUGUUGGAAGGGGUGAGCGUUCACGAGACGAUCGAUAAGGUGUACGUAUUGGUGGCCACCGUGUCGUCGGUUCACCGCUUUGUCUUCACUCAUCCCCGAAAGUUGGGUUCAAUAUCCGCAGCGAGCACUAGGAGUUCACCGCAGAGUUUGCUAACAUCGGUGACGGGUAUAGAGCUGUUGCGUCCGUCCAUUUUCUACAAUGUGUACACUCAAGAUCUGGACAACCCAUCCAACUAUAGUGUUCUGCCCUCUUAUGGCUCAUCACUGGGUCUACCCAUACCUACCACAUCGUGCUCGUGGCUCACACCGCAAAGAGAGGCCGUCUUCGUAAUCGCCAAUAAUGUGGGUUCGCUUCUUGUGGUCCGAUUGGGUGCACCCGAAGACUCAGGAAAAGUAAUUAGUUAUGAAUUAAAGCAAACGACGAUUAUAGGCCGCCUCUGGAACGGAAUCGUACCCUCCAUUAUGAGAUCUAAAAAUAUGUUAACCAUAAUUAGGGGCACACAAGAGGGCGAUGAGGCGGCGGUUAGUUUGGUUUGGCAUCCAAUACAAGACGAUUACCUGAUAUUCGCGUUGUGUCGUGAUUUGAAGAUCAGAAUGUGGUCUCAGAAACGCCAGGACUGCUUACUGUCCCACUCUUUAGUACAACAAACCCACACAACACACAAAUUAUAUUCUAAUAUGAAUGUUCGACGGCCCGUCAUAUUAAAGAAGUGGAUAUCAAGAGACAAUUCGACUCUAUAUUUGGCGGCAUUUAUUGCAGGCGGAGAUCAAAGACAGUUCACUCUUUUCCAGCCUAUUCUUGACAAUAAUCACUAUUCAUUGAGGCCUUUAGCUGUGGUGAACGCACCCGAAGCUGAUUUGAUCGACUUUUGCAUUGCAAACGAUCAGAUUUGGUCACUUUGGCUCACGGCUAAUAACGUGUCCAAACUUUUAUACUGCCCUAUAGAAAGUUAUUCUUCGUGGGACUGGAGGUCUCUUGCCUUACAUUCGCAGUUCACACAUAAGAUUAACAUUAACUCAAUUCUGGUCGACCCGCGAGAGCUUUACAUACAAGACAUCUUCAUGUCUGGGAACUUUUCUCUUCAAACAAUUGCCAAAUCAAUUAGUAUUAUGAGCAGAAUUUCCGAAUCGUCUCUAAUUGGAUGCAAAACAGAACUUCUCAUAGAAGAGGCGACAAAAGUGGUUGAAAAUAAAAUAAGAAGUCUUGUCGGAGCGGCUGAACUGUCCGCCGAAGAAUAUACAGCUCUUGAAUUGGAGUCGUGGCGUAAUUUGCACUCAUUUUGCAUCCAAUAUCACAGCGCAGAGAAUAAACCGCUCGGACUCUUCAUUGAUCCCAAAACCGGCUUUAAAGGGAUUAUCAAGAAAUCAAACAUUGAGUUUCCCGUCAAAAAUGAUCCCAUGGACGACAUUAUUGACGAAUCGACAUUUGAUAGCAAAUACGACUUGAGUAGUGUCUGCGAAGACCCAUCACUUGAGUCCAGUUUGGCUUUCCUUCUCAGAAGUGUUUCCCAAAUCAAUGAAUCGCUUAUUGACGACGACUUGAUUGCAUUCGAAGCCUUUCUAUUAAGAGGAGAGUCGGCCAUCUCUGCGGCCGAAGCACUCAUUGAUAAUUCAUUGAUGUUAACAAUUGAUCCCAAAUCACUGAAUGGCGAGCCUCUUAAGCACGCAUUUGAUAACAUCCAUUUGAAAGCUCCACAACUUUUGGAUGCCAUUCAAUUGAUGAUCAAAUCAUUGGAAUCCUAUUUGAAAGACUCAAAUGACGAGCAAAACGUUUUAAUGGAUGUCUCGCAGACAAUAUCACCCAUUUUUCAGAACUGUCUCUCCAGUAGUCGUGGACUAAAUUUGUUGAGCGAAAGCGUCAAACGAGUCGUGAGAUUACGGUUCAACUUUUGCCGCGAUUUACUACUCUUCCAGUCGUUUAUCACUAAAUUAAGAAACAAAGAGAGUCUUGAAAUCAUUGAGAAAAUCAUUUCAAACACAAUACCAAUGACUGUGGAAAUUUUGAACGCAUAUUAUCUGAUGGCUUGGAUUUGCGAAACACCGAUGAGUGUGGGAAAUGUCGGCUCAAUUGCCGCCGAAGACAGCGUCGCUCUUCUCUCACUUCUGGAACUAAACGAAUACAUAAAUGUGAACCGAAGCGGCGCUUCUUCUUCGGCUCUACUCUUUGAUUGCGGACCAAAAACAAUAAUCAAUCACUUUAUCCAAAACAAUGGCGGAAUUUUGGCCAAAAGAUUGUUAACCAAUAAAUUUAAGCGAAGAGACGAUAAUAUAUCAAAUUUAGAGAUAUGGGCGUCACUUAUGCCUCAAUUCGUACAUUCAAUUGUACUCCUCAUCUCUCCGCUCACAACUCACUUCCAUUUACCAGAGUUUAUGUUAGGCUUCGGUCAGUACCACCUCCUCAUUGAAUACAUCAAUAAACUGGACGUUUGGUGCGAAUGGAACUCCCAUUCGCGACUAUUCCUCAAAGCCCUCUGUUAUCUUAUAAUCGGAGAGUCGUAUAAAUCGGUCACACUUUUCAAUAGAGCUCUGUUUGGUCUAAACGAAGAUUCAUUUCUCAAACGUGUAAUUAUUGGUCAAAAUCGUGAUAUUGAAGCCGAAGAUGAAGACAGCGAUGCCAUAAAAUCGAAUACAAUCUAUAAAUAUUACAACAAAUUAUUGCAAUUGUUUGCAAUCUAUGGUUCGCCCGAUUCUAUCAUAGAAGUGGUGGACAGCGCUGUCUCUGCGUUAGACAAAGACGAUGACAAUUAUGACGAACACAUCUCAUCGUUAUAUUCGACUAAAUUUAUGGCUCACUUAGAGUUGGAGAACACGACCGAAGCCUAUGAGGCGAUGAUAUCUAAUCCCGAUUUAUCACAGAAGAAGAUAUGUUUGCGACAAUUCAUUGUCCAUCACUGCGAGAACCGGCAAUUAUCAGCGCUCACUGCCUUCUCCUACAACAACAUCGAAGAGGAAUUUGUCAACAUUAUUGAGUCGAGAGCCAGAUCUACAGAUUUGCUUUCGUCCAAUCAAAUCAAUUAUUACCAUCUCUUGUACUCGUAUUUUGUGAGAGACAGUAACUAUAGACGCGCGGCGUCUGUGAUGUACGAGUUCUGCCGACGCCUGAGUCAAGAAGUGAAUGGAUUGGAAAGUAUCAAACAACAGGUCAACGCCUAUCUCAUUGUCUUGAAUUGUCUCAAAAUAAUAAAUCCCAAGUAUUCGUGGAUUGUUAAGCAUUCCUACAAAAGAGAGACCUCAUCGCCGCUCACGAAACGCAAACUCCACUCAAACGUGAAGAGAGCCGUCGGUGGAGACGACGAAAGCGCUAAGAGAUCAGUAGAGUUGGAAAUCAUGGACAGCAAUGACAUGAAACGUGAGUACGAAUUAGUGAAAGCGAGACUUCGCUUAUUGCAAAAGGACGAGAAGACAUUCGCCAUCGCAAACACACCCCUCGACGCCACCGAAACCAUCACUCUUCUCAUAUCCGCGUCACUCUUCGACUUAGCGUUCAAUUUGUGUUCAUUACUCAAACUGAAAUACGAGCCCAUCUUUGAGGGCAUUGUUUCCAAAUAUAUAUAUUUAGUCCAAUCGGGAAACAGCUAUGAAAUUGUCGACGUUUACGACUGUUUCGUCGAUAACGACACGCCGUCUCUGGGCUUUAUAAACGCUGCAGAUAUGGCGCCCGUCGACAAGAUGUGGCAUUUGAUCACCACUUAUCUCCACAAAUACGAGACCGAAGGCCAGACAUGUCUUAAGAGAUGUGUGGCCGAGAAGUUAUUAGCCAAUGGUUUAAUGAUUCCAACGUGUCUUAAACUAAAAUAUCAGAAACAAAACUGCCCGGAAUUGCUUCGACUCUUACUUACAUAUGAUUUCAUUGAAGAGGCGUUUGAUUUGUCCAUUGAGUACAUGAGAGCUUUCGAAGGAAAGGGAACUGAAUAUUUCGAUAUUCGGUCCGCUCUACUGCCCAACACUCGACCCCUUUAUAUUCCUUACCAUAUAUUUAACGCUUUGUUGAAGAUUUUACACCAAGAGAAGAGUGUCGCUAAAUAUAAACAGAUGUAUAACAGCCUAAACGUUGAAUUAAGAAAACUCCGAGAACUGACUAUUCAUACAUCAAAUUCAUCAUUAAUCGCAUGA